Aspergillus costaricaensis CBS 115574 is the source of this 555-nucleotide messenger RNA. RefSeq lists its product as uncharacterized. The coding region runs from base 147 to 350 and encodes 67 amino acids. Lineage: Eukaryota; Fungi; Ascomycota; Eurotiomycetes; Eurotiales; Aspergillaceae. The record is from RefSeq and is a predicted model, not a curated record. The transcript has 2 exons.
CUUUCCUUUCCUCUCAGUCAUUUAAUACCACUCUUCCGAAGGACGAUUGUGUUCUAUGAUUUGAACUUUUUCUGCCUCUCGAUCAAAUCCAUCCACCCCCAUUGGGCUGCAUACGUCCAAGGUCUCCGGUUUAAUACAGCUUGAAGAUGAUUGUGACGCGCGGAAUAUCAUUGACAAACUUUGUCGUGGCAUCGUCGGCACUCGCAUUCCAAGUCUUUGUCCUGUAUCCAUGGCACAAGCAGCUCGACGACGGGUUCGAGGCCCUUAAGAAAGAGCACCUUCGAGUCUUAAAGUCUCUCGAACAGCUACAACAUGACAGUCGGAAGCAGCUUGACGAACGAUUGGCUUAAAAUAUGGAUGGAUCAUUACGGCAAGAUGUGGCGAUAGAAUAGACGGAUUCGGUUAAUAAAGCACAGCAUAGACACGGCCUCCUUCUCGAUAGUAAUAUCGAGUUACGGAGCCAACGAAAGGUAUAUACUGGGGAUAAUGUACAUGGGUCUCACAAUGAGCUUAUCGAGUGUCUUGUACUUCCCAGACUAUGAGAAACAAUAUAAG